This is a messenger RNA of Suillus paluster, 1850 nucleotides long. RefSeq lists its product as uncharacterized. Bases 1 to 1599 code for a protein of 532 amino acids. The transcript has 7 exons. The record is from RefSeq and is a predicted model, not a curated record. NCBI's taxonomy places the organism in Eukaryota, Fungi, Basidiomycota, Agaricomycetes, Boletales, Suillaceae.
AUGCAUAACCAUGCAAUUUCUUACCACACAUGCCUCAGCAGCCUCGCACGAUCAACCUGCCUUGCACGCCCUCGAGAGGCCAUCCUAGACACACUCUUGGAAGGCCAUCCAAGACAGGGCUAUUUCCUCGCGAGGCAUCGCAGGCCUUCCAAUAUUCGCAAGGUCGUGUAUGGUCCUGUUAGGCCAUCCGAGACCUCGUCAGUACUGGAGCUCGCGGCACAGUCUCUGCUUCUCGCUGUCAGCCGCGCUCAAAUCAACAAACCAGCAAAUGGACCAUUCUUGCUCAAAUUACAUGCCAAUGAGGAUAUUAACGAGGCCAUCAAGCGGUACCGUGAAUCACUUCGGGUAGGGCCGCAAGAUCACCCCGAGCGUCAUACAAAGCUUUUAAUUCGAGCUCGGCGCUCUGCUCUCGUUUCGCGAACACUUGGAAGAUCGAAGAUGUUGAGGAGGCCAUUGAGUUCUGCCAGGAAGCACUGGCGGUUUUUCCACCACUCCACCCCGACAGGAACUACUCCCACUUCAGGAUACGCGAGGCAUAUAUGUCUCGUUACCGACGGAGAGGUACAGUCAUGCAUCAAGUCUCUGCCGCUCUCUAAGCUCCGCCGCUAUGUCGACGCAUACAAUAUCCCCGUCAAAGGCCGUAUCGACAAGAAUGACCUCGUGGAUUCCAUCAUUGCUGCAAAGUCUAUCCCACUAUAUCCUUGUAUCGCUGACUUCUUCCAGACACCAUCAGACACCCGUCCUCCGCCCCCAACUCAGCAACAAACAUCCACAUCACCACCCGAUUUCCCCCGUCCUGACGUUGAACCUCAGCCAGCAUCAUACACAACGUAUACCCCCGAGCCCCCUAUACGGCGCCAGACCACAUCUGCGCGGCCCCCGUCUCCUCCACCUCCACCUCUACCACAAACGCCCCCUCGACCAGCGCCUCUUCCACUCCACGCCCAUCUCCAGCAGCCAACGCUAGCCCGCCUCCUGCGCCCCUCCACGCCACCCACGCCUCAACCCCCACCACCACUCUCUACCUUACUGGCAAUGUCCCCAUCAUCCCUCUCGCGUUUACCUAUCCACAUGCUGAAACAAAUACUGUUCGAGGCACGCGUAUGCCUUCCCACUGAUAUCCUUGAGAAAGAAGAACUCGUGGCGCGCGUCGGUACUUGGCUGGAUGAGGAGAGAGCGGCAGCGGAGGAAAGGGAUAGGAUAGAGAGGGAGGAGAGGGAACAAGAGGAAUGGGGACGGCGGGAUAGAGAGAGGGCAGCGGAAAGUUCAGCCGUGGAGGCAGACGCAGAAGACGCCCAUGUGCAUGGGCCAGAAGACCCUGCUGAGAAUGUCGAGAUGCAUGACGAGUCCCAACACCAUCAUUCCCCAUCUUCCUCAUCACCUCAACCCAGUUCUCCUCCCAGGAUGAUAUACACGGAACGUUCGGGUUUAUGUGUGAUAUGUCAGGAUCAGGAGGCAAAUAUCGCGAUCGUGGAUUGCGGACAUUUGUCCACGUGCCGUACCUGCUCAGAACUAGUCCUCGCCUCAUCUCGCGAGCGUCCGCUCUGUCGUACUCGCAUCGUCACAGAGGCACGACUUUUACGGAUAUUCAAGACAUAGGCAUGGGGAACGACGAACUUUUUUGGUCAUUGCACAUGCACAGAGGCUGCAAUUGUAGAUCAUGCCCAGCCAUACACAUGCUGUCCUAGUCUGUAUUGCUUUUGCGUUGUUAAGAUAUAGAGAUAAGUUCCGAGUGGGACUUACGCUCGUCUGUAACUAACAAUCUAACAUCAUGAACUCAUCUUGUCACGGUUGUGCUAAUUUGCUACCAUCUUAAGUUCAAGCCCAACCUGCCAGUCUGUCAUCAAUCU